UCUAGGGCUCCUCAUUCGAUCGCGAUCGAUCGAUCGCAAUGCAGGCUUCGUCUCCUUCGCCGACGAUCUCCACUGUCACAGAGACGGCGCUGACGUACGAUGAGGUCUCGAUGCAUCGGAGCCGGCAUUUCGUCAUGGCUUUGCAGGAGCUCAAGAAUUUGAGACCACAAUUACACUCUGCCGCGGAGUACUGCGAAUCCUCGUAUCUCUACAGCGAGCAAAAGCAAGCCGUUUUGGAAAAUCUUAAGGACUACUCUGUGAAAGCGCUCGUCAAUGCAGUAGAUCAUCUCGGCACCGUAGCGUGCAAGCUCAAUGAUCUUCUCGACCAGCAAAACUCCGAAAUCGUAUCUGCCGAUCUCCGGAUUUCAUCGCUCGCUCAGCGCUAUCGAACCUGCCAAGAGUACACGGACCGUGAAGCUCUCAAACAGCAGUGCCUCUACAAAACAUAUCCUCGGCACCACAAGCAUUAUAGUUUCCCAGAGAAUGGCGAUGUCGAGUUGCCUAAAUCACCCGUGACUGGACCUGAAAGUCAGAAUGAUUCCCCUCGAAUGGUCUCUACUGGUAAAAGUCCGCGGGUGCAAGAAAUUGAGAGAGACGCUUCUACUUAUGGCACUCCAGGUCGUGCUGGUGUGGAUUCUAAGGCUGGAUCACCUCAACCAAUGGCAAACAGCAACGGAACAAGGCGUGACGUCGCGCAUGAUACGCUUCCGGUGUCGCCACAAGUAGUAUCAGGCGGAACGCCACGAUCCAACAAAGGAUCUCCCGCAGAGGAAUCAAAGUCAUUGUCUUCCCUCAUGUCCACUGAUGGAGAGCGUCCUACAAAAGAUCUCCGCUCAGUUCCUUCCCGUAGCAAGAACAUGUUCAUGUCCUUGCUUGGGAAAACCAAGAGCCUUAAAUCAUCGAAGAGCACUGUCUGAUGAAAGUCGUUCUUCUUCUGUAUCUACUACUGUAAAAGGUAUUGUUUUUUUUCUUU
This is a messenger RNA of Selaginella moellendorffii, 973 nucleotides long. RefSeq names its product protein ABIL1. The transcript is spliced from 9 exons. The coding region runs from base 39 to 917 and encodes 292 amino acids. Lineage: Eukaryota; Viridiplantae; Streptophyta; Lycopodiopsida; Selaginellales; Selaginellaceae. The record is from RefSeq and is a predicted model, not a curated record.